AAAACCGAAAACCUCGAUGAAGAAACCUGAAGAGGAAUUUAACAAACAAGAAAUAAUUGCCCUAGAAAUGGCCAAAUUCUGCAAGGGCCUUGCUAUGGAACUGGUCAAUUGCCUCAGUGAAUCAGACAGUGUAAAGGUUAGGUGGGACAACCGGCCAUAUGGAGAAUGUGCCAAGGAGCAGAACCCGAAAAUUUCAAGCGAGUGUGUGGGACUAAGAGAAACGUAUUUCAAUUGCAAGAGAGGCCAGUCAUGUCUUCUUUCUUUACCAUAUUAA
Messenger RNA from Olea europaea var. sylvestris, 274 nucleotides. RefSeq lists its product as uncharacterized. The transcript has 3 exons. The record is from RefSeq and is a predicted model, not a curated record. Gene Ontology annotation, cellular component: mitochondrion. NCBI's taxonomy places the organism in Eukaryota, Viridiplantae, Streptophyta, Magnoliopsida, Lamiales, Oleaceae. The coding region runs from base 17 to 274 and encodes 85 amino acids. Gene Ontology annotation, biological process: mitochondrial respiratory chain complex IV assembly.